AUGACUACGCAGGAGACCAUCAAGCCGUUGGUCGAUAGGAUCCUGUCGAACCCGCUGCAGUUCAAGAAGGGCCGUGUGAUGGCGGAUCAGGACCGGGUAGAGUUGCAAGACGGGCCGUACGUGGUGAUCGGGAAGCGGCAGGAGCUUGGCGAGGGCAGGCAGAAGCAGGACGAGGAAGCUGCGGAGAGUGCGGUGGCUGGCGGUGGCCGGCGCGAGCGCCGGCCACAGAUGCCACGGUCUAUGGCUGAGGCGGUGAGCAUGUAUUCGCGGGCGGGCGACGAGUCGUUGAGCGACGUCGAUGUGAACGCGGAAGGUGGCAGCAGCGGGAGCGGAGUGGACGAGGAGGAGUUCCACGAGGCCAAGGAGUAUGUGGAGGGCGAAGGGGAGGCCAGUGGCGAGGACCUGGGAGCUUCGAUGAGCUCCGACGAGGCGUUUGGCAGCGACCUCGCGCAGUCGAGCGGGUCCCUGAGCGACUCGCAGGACGACGUGUCCAGGGUCUCGGACUCGGAGAGGGCGCAACUGCAAGAGGAGGCGCUGGAGGCGAGUGCGGCGGCGGAGGCCGAAGACGAUGACGGCGAGGAGUUGAGACACAAACUCCCAGCGUCGCAGAGGUCGAUCACGCCUCCGACGACGAUUGGCGACAUCGGGAACUUCUACCAAGUGAACGAGAAUCCGCAUGACACGGGAUCGAGCGGCUCUGGCCGCAUCGUCAAGAACUGGGGUCCUCAGCUUGCCUUGCUGAGACCUCGCGGUCUUCUGAAUCACGGGGUCACGUGCUACACCAACGCUGCAGUGCAGGCGAUGGUUCACAUUCCAGCGGUCCAGCACUACCUGUUCGAUAUCUUACGUGGCAAGUAUGAUUCUACCAUCUCGAGGGACUCUGUGUCGUAUGUGUUGGCGGAAACCAGCAGAAAGAUGUGGCUACCACAGGAUAAGAACAAGAAGAAGCAGAUGCCAUACCACGUGAAUCCGAAGAAACUGAUCGGACGACUUCACGAUAUCAAUUGUAUGAUGAGCGAAUGGCAGCAGGAGGACUCCCACGAGUAUUUUAUGUCUUUGAUGUCGAGGUUGCAGGAGGAUUCUGUACCUCGCGGUCAUAAAUUGACAGAAUCGAUCAUCUACGAUAUUUUCGGAGGCCUGUUGAAACAAGUAGUCACUUGCAAGUCCUGUGGCGGAGUGUCCAAGACAGAGCAACCAUUUUACGAUCUCUCGUUGCACUUGAAGGGAAAGAAAAAACCGGCUUCACAAACAGAUUCGGCAGGAAAUGAAGCUGCAAAAGAUCAGUCCGGGAAAAAUGAGAGCAAUGGAAAGGAACUGGGGACAGCUUCUGGAUCAAGAAGAUUCUCGAUCGAGAAAGCAAUCAAGGAUUUCUUCACGCCCGAACUUAUCAGAGUAGACAAAGAGCAGAAAGGUUACGUGUGCGAGAAAUGUCACAGGACUACCAACGCCACGAAGCACAAUUCGAUAAUGAGAGCACCAGAAACUCUGCUGAUACAUCUGAAAAAGUUCAGGUUCAAUGGCACUUCGUCUUCUAAGAUUAAGCAAGCUGUUUCGUAUCCAAUGUUCUUGGAUUUGACAGAGUACUGUGAGCCGGAUGAAAAGAAUCACGUCGUCCCCGCUAAGUACCAGUUAACCACGGUAGUUGUUCACGAAGGUCGCUCAUUGUCCUCUGGUCAUUAUAUUGUUCACUGCAGACAGCCAGAUGGUUCGUGGGCAAUAUACGAUGACGAAUAUCUGAAUAAAAUAACGGAAAGAGAUGUGCUGAAGGAGCCUAAUGCAUAUUAUUUACUGUACACUAGACUGACACCAAAAGAAGUCAAGAGCAAUCACAGAUUGAAUCUGAAUGACCUCGAUAUUUCAUUACAGACAACCGGCUCAUCUUCCAACAGCAACACACCCUCAUCCUCUCCCAUAUUGAAUAAUCGUAGUAAGAAGUGGAGAAAGAACAAAAAGAGAAGAUUCAAUAGAUACUGA
Torulaspora globosa is the source of this 1974-nucleotide messenger RNA. RefSeq names its product ubiquitin-specific protease UBP10 (gene UBP10). The coding region runs from base 1 to 1974 and encodes 657 amino acids. Gene Ontology annotation, molecular function: cysteine-type deubiquitinase activity. The transcript has a single exon. Gene Ontology annotation, biological process: protein deubiquitination. NCBI's taxonomy places the organism in Eukaryota, Fungi, Ascomycota, Saccharomycetes, Saccharomycetales, Saccharomycetaceae. The record is from RefSeq and is a predicted model, not a curated record.